GAGUUUGUUUGUUUAUACUAGCAAAUUAGCAAUUAAACAAAUCAGAAGAGUCUAUUUUGGUACGCGAUUGAGGUUUUAGUUAACCCCGCAGCUAAACCCAGAACAGUGAAGACGUUGCCCCCGUUUACAUAUAAAAGCCGAUCUCCAUCUCUUAGAUGCUCCCGUUCCUCCACCGUCUCCGGCCGACCGCCAUGUCCAUCGCCGCCGCUACUCUAGCUGCAUCUCCAUCUCUCUCCAUCAGGAAUCCUAGGUUAUUCCAACACAAUCCACUACUCGUUAAUCAAUCCUUUAUCGCAAUCAGUCUUCUCUCUUCCAGCUUCCGCAAUGCUUCCGUUCGCUGCUUCGCCGCCGCUACCGCCGAUAAAGUUCGAGUGCAGAACCCUAUCGUGGAAAUGGACGGUGACGAGAUGACGCGAGUGAUAUGGACUAUGAUUAAAGACAAGUUGAUAUUUCCGCAUUUGGAAUUGGAUAUAAAGUACUUCGAUUUGGGGAUAUUGAAUCGCGAUGCUACUGAUGAUAAGGUUACAGUCGAGAGUGCAGAAGCUGCGCUUGAGUACAAUGUUGCUAUAAAAUGUGCUACAAUUACUCCAGAUGAGGGCAGAGUCAAAGAAUACGGGCUUAAAGCAAUGUGGAGAAGCCCCAAUGGCACCAUCAGAAACAUAUUAAAUGGAACUGUUUUCCGGGAGCCUAUUUUGUGCCAAAAUAUUCCCAGAAUCGUUCCUGGCUGGAAGAAACCCAUUUGUAUUGGCAGGCAUGCCUUUGGAGAUCAAUAUCGAGCCACUGACACAAUUAUAAAAGGACCUGGAAAACUUAAAAUGGUUUUUGAGCCGGAAAAUGGGGGUGAAUCUGUAGAACUGGAUGUGUACCAUUUUAAAAGUCCAGGGGUUGCCCUUGCCAUGUACAACAUUGACGAGUCUAUUAGAGCAUUUGCGGAAUCAUCCAUGGCAAUGGCUUUUGGGAAAAGAUGGCCUCUCUACUUGAGUACGAAGAAUACAAUCCUAAAAAAGUAUGAUGGCAGGUUCAAGGAUAUAUUUCAGGAGGUAUAUGAAGAGAACUGGAAGAAAAAAUUUGAAGAACAUUCAAUAUGGUAUGAACAUCGCUUGAUUGAUGACAUGGUGGCUUAUGCAAUGAAGAGUGAAGGUGGAUAUGUUUGGGCUUGUAAAAACUAUGAUGGAGAUGUACAGAGUGAUUUACUUGCUCAAGGAUUUGGUUCUCUUGGACUCAUGACUUCAGUUUUGUUGUCUGGUGAUGGAAAAACAUUAGAAGCAGAGGCUGCUCAUGGGACUGUAACCCGUCAUUUUAGACUUCAUCAGAAGGGGCAAGAAACCAGCACAAACAGCAUUGCCUCUAUAUUUGCAUGGACACGAGGAUUAGAACAUAGAGCCAAGCUUGAUGGAAAUGAAAAGCUGCUAGUAUUCACCCACAAGCUAGAAGAAGCGUGCAUCGAGACUGUGGAAUCUGGAAAGAUGACUAAAGAUCUCGCUCUUCUAAUUCACGGGCCAAAGGUUUCGAGGGAGUGUUACUUGAGCACUGAAGAAUUUAUCGACGCUGUUGCACAAAAUCUUGAGUCCAAGCUUCGUACGCCGGUAACUGUCUAGCAUUUUGAUCCAUCAAAAUUUUCCGGAUUUGCCAAUAGCAUAACUCAUUUCUUAACUGAAUUUAUGGGUGAAAAUUCGUAGGCUGUAAAUGUUAUGUGAUAUGCGCUCUUUAAAUUCCAACUAAAAAUAUGAAUGCUGAAUGGAAUCAGUGAUAUUAUCUUACAGUGAAAAA
Salvia miltiorrhiza (redroot sage) is the source of this 1770-nucleotide messenger RNA. Its product is annotated as isocitrate dehydrogenase [NADP]-like. Bases 156 to 1598 code for a protein of 480 amino acids. Gene Ontology annotation, cellular component: mitochondrion. NCBI's taxonomy places the organism in Eukaryota, Viridiplantae, Streptophyta, Magnoliopsida, Lamiales, Lamiaceae. Gene Ontology annotation, biological process: isocitrate metabolic process. Gene Ontology annotation, molecular function: isocitrate dehydrogenase (NADP+) activity; magnesium ion binding; NAD binding. The record is from RefSeq and is a predicted model, not a curated record. The transcript has 15 exons.